AAGCGGAUGUAUAAAAAGCACAGAAUCGGAGGGAGCGAAAACAUAACGGAAAAACGAAAAAUAAAAUUGGAAGGCUCCAAGCUUUGUGAUUUUCAUGAUUAAGAUCCCGAAUCGGAGAAUGGCCGAAUUGGAGAGCGUCGGAGAGUAUCGUAUCGGACUCGACGAGUCGUAUCGGUAUCUCCCGUCGGUCUACUUAGCCUUCUUGACUAUCUGGUUCGUCUCGGCCUGCUCCUGGACCUUCAACACCUACAAAAACCGCCAUCUCCAGACGAAUAAUUUGCAAUGGACGCUCGCAUCUGUUCCGUUGAUUAAAUCCUUGCAACUCACAUUGUCUUUCCUCUUUUGGUAUUCAUGUUUUCAUCUUCAAAUAUGCUCCCUGUGGAUGUCAUUUGGGGUGUAUGUUACCGGAGUGAUAUUUCAGACAGCUUCUUUUGUGUCUUUUUUACUCAUCUCUCAUGGUUACUGCAUCAUGUGUGAGCGUCUUUCAGUGACUGAGCGGCGUACUACUGCUUCCCUUGGCUGUUUCAUUUACUUGACUCUUGUCGGAUACAGGGCUUCUGUACCUUAUUUCUCUGUCUUGCUGCUGCUUAACUAUUUCAUCUCAUUCUAUGUGAUAUUUCACCAUAUAUCGCAAAAUCUUUUAGUAUUGCGCCACCAGUUAAGCUUCAUAGAUGACGAGGAUGUUCGUGCAAUGCAUGAUGCAGUCUAUACGAAGUACAUCAUGUUCAAAAAGUUUCAAGGUGCAAUGCAGAUAGUAGCCAUGGCAGAGACUGUGAUAUACAUUAACAUGGACGACUCAUCAGAAAAUUACUGGAUUCGCUUGUUAGUUCGAGAAUGGGCACAGUUCUGCAUCUUUGUUUACAUCGGGUGGACUUUCAGGUCAAGGGACUUGGCACCGCGAUUUUCUAUUAUGCCGGCACUGAAAUCUAAAGGAGAACUAGUGGUGCCUCCCAUUUAUAGCAUCGAAAUGGAUGCAGAAACUUUCAGAGAUUUCACUAAGCAUGAAUGGCACAUCGGACUGCCAACUUCACCUUCUUGUGCCGAAAGCACUAAGGAUUCCGUCUUGGUAAUAAUUCAGCAUCCUCACGCACAUAGAACGACUGCAGCCGGAGAAUCCUCUCAAAGCCAAGACCAGAAGCCAGUGUAGCACUUCACCGUUUCGACUACAGAUGCCAUAACUGCUUCCUUGACAUGCAAGUAACUGAUAGAGCAGUUCAAACUGUUCAAAUAUCAGCUCGUUGUCGCUUUAGCUGUGUUUGUUGGUGAUUUGAGGCAACAGCUAUUUUGUGUAGAAAAGUCUGAUUGAAAGGGGGGCAGCAGCCAACGUAUACUUGUAAAUAAAUACAACCAACGAAUCAAAAAUUGUAUAAAUAGGCCAAAAAUUAGAAAACAAAUUGUAUCUUGUUUACUCUUUCAUUCAUUUCUAUUGCCUUGCUAUUUGUAUGCUUUCCCUCCUUGUGAGGAGGAUUAGAUUUUGGCAAUUUUGAGACGUGCCAAGUCACUACUCAUCCUGAUUAACGUGGGGUUGGAUGUGACACAAACCCGGUAUAUAUCAUGUCGUGGUUGGAGGAGAUUUUUAAAAUGUCAUUGUUUAUAUAUCAUGUGAUAAGAGAGAUAGACACAUGAUUGUAUACAACUGGUGAUAUGACAUAUUUACUAUCAUUAUUUUUUUAUUUUACAAUUUUUUACAUUUUAGUUGCUUAUGUGGAUCCUUUAUGUUGCAAAUUUUAUAUUUUUGCUAAUCUUUAUUUAUGUUGAUUUUCCUUCUGUUUUUGUUUAUUGGUCGAAUUAUGUUGCUAUUUCAUUCCAAACGACUUGUCGUUUAUUAUUUUAAACGACAACUCGCAGUUCUCUUUCUCCAUCUUCAAGACUUCAACCCUCUGCGGCUCUGUAAAUCUCUAGACGCUAGCACGACCAAAGAGAGAGUGGUUGAUUGGGUUCGUAUGAGAAAUGGUUCAAAAUCCAUCUCUGUUUGCGUAGCAUCCCUUUUCGACUCUACCACCAAGAUUGGAUUUUUCACCCUCCAGCUUUCACAAUGAGUGCAGGUGGUGCUUUUGGUGGUAAUAGAGGGUUGAGCCCGGUUCCUCCGGAGAAAGGUGUCUUCCCUUUGGAUCAUAUGCAUUUGUGUGACCUGG
Molecule: messenger RNA, 2135 nt
Organism: Pyrus x bretschneideri (Chinese white pear)
Lineage: Eukaryota; Viridiplantae; Streptophyta; Magnoliopsida; Rosales; Rosaceae
Exons: 10
Coding region: 95-1147 (350 amino acids)
Source: RefSeq, a predicted model, not a curated record